Molecule: messenger RNA, 390 nt
Organism: Vicia faba (fava bean)
Lineage: Eukaryota; Viridiplantae; Streptophyta; Magnoliopsida; Fabales; Fabaceae
Source: the annotation of a GenBank genome assembly
AUGGAGGUGUUGACAGAACAAGAGACAUAUACGUUAUAUAAUGGAGAACCCUUGAAAAAAGAUCUCCAAUUGAAGGCAUGUGACAAUGAGCUCAAACUUUUGUUCAACGGUGCAACAACCCUCUUUAAGACACCAAUUCACGACAUACCUUCGCACAAAUUUGAUUUCAAGCCUAUAUCUGAUUUUCUUGGUGGAAGUUACAAGCAUGAUCAGUUAUAUGUUAAUUUGAAACUCUAUUUGUUAUCAUUAUACAAACUUGAAGUUGAUUUUCAGCACAACAGCCAAUUUGUUGGGGAAGAUCAUCCACAAAUCUAUCCUACUUACCUUGAUGCUCUUCUGAAGAAAAAGCUUGAUUUUCGUGUCAAGUAUACCACUACCUUUGGUCAAUGA